AUGCAAAGGCCUAUUUCUGUAAAUGGAUUCACCAGAUCAGUGACGUCGAGCCCGGCCGCCCCCAAGAUUCUUAGCAUUGAAGAUUCGCUCGAGGCUCUUGACCGACUCGAGGAGGAGCUCGAGGCGGUGAAUGCCGUGACGCACUUUGGGCGAGUGCCGUCCCCGAGAUUCUUCCAUUGGGCCGUAGUCCAGGGAGGAGCCCAGCACAGCUCCAGCGAGCGGGUUCGCGUGCCGCGCACACGCCAGCGUCAGCUAAGAGACCCCGCAGCAGCCUUCGAACAAGCCGCGAACGAUGCCGACUUUCGAGUUGCCUGGGAAGCCAUUGCAAGGAAGUUGAAGGAGAAGAAGGAGGCGCGACUCUCGAUGCAGCUUGAGGUUGGAAAAUCGCCUGCGGCGGCAAUCAAGGCGGCAACUCCGCAGCGAACUCGGUCUACCCGUGUGCUUCCCCGGCCUACGUUUGAGCUUCCGGGAGAAGCCAUUUCUCGCCGUAAGCGAGAGCAGCGUGAGGCGCAGAUUAGGGCUCAAGAGGAGGAGGAGCAAAAGCGGCGGGAGUUCAAGGCGCGCCCUAUCAUGGCAGGCCUUAGGCAGCCCAGCAGCGCGCCCCGCGAGACGGUCGCUAGCCGUGCCCGGCAAACAAAAGUGUCUCAGAUGGAGAACGGCGCAGCUAUGAGCGCCAGUAUGAAGCGGCUUUCGCUGGCUGCAACGCAGUCGCCCCUCAUGGCAUCGUCGCAGUCUCGUGGGCGUGCGGUUGCCACAUCCCCAUCUCAGUUGAGCCGUGCGACGUCGGUGGCUGCCAGUAGCGUCAGCGGCAGUGGCAAGCGAAGCACGAUUUCGGCCGAGGACGCGGCGCAGCACAAGGUGCGUGGAAAGGAGAUACUUGCUCGGGAUAACCGAUACGCCAAUGACCGAGAACGUGGGCGAGCGGAGAGGGAGGUGCUUGCCAAACUUGCCCGAGAGCAAGCCGCGGAGCGAUCACGACAGCUGAGUCGCGAGUGGGCUGAGAAGCAGCGACGCAAGGCUGCGAGCGCAGGCACGACCGCUCUUACACGGUAA
Parascedosporium putredinis is the source of this 1053-nucleotide messenger RNA. The record is from the annotation of a GenBank genome assembly. NCBI's taxonomy places the organism in Eukaryota, Fungi, Ascomycota, Sordariomycetes, Microascales, Microascaceae.